Messenger RNA from Echinostoma caproni, 573 nucleotides. The record is from the annotation of a GenBank genome assembly. NCBI's taxonomy places the organism in Eukaryota, Metazoa, Platyhelminthes, Trematoda, Plagiorchiida, Echinostomatidae.
AUGCAUGAGUCCAGCCAGAUACGACCUGUCGGCCGGAUUGAUGUGGUAAUCGGGACUGAUUCUGAUGACGAUUGUCCUGCCAAAAUUAUCGAGCCUCCGAUCAAUGUUCGUGUGAUCGCCGGUGAGACUGCACUGUUCUUCUGUCGGGCCACGGGGAAUCCGACACCAACCGUGAACUUUCUGAUCGAUCGAACCAUUAGCCAUCCACGUCUCGGUGUCGGUGUGGUUCUAACCAUUCCAGAUGGAAGUCUACUUCGACUGACCAAGGCCCAUCGGGACCAGAACGGAUUACAAGUGGAGUGUGUGGCUAGAAAUCACGUCGGCGGUGACAGUGCCACCGCGCACCUGACAGUCUACGAGACCAAUUCUGAUGUUCCCGAAGGGUAUCCAGUGAUCCACGUGGCACCCAAACCGACCACAGCAGCCGUGGGUGACAUUGCCCGACUGGAUUGUGAUGUGAGCGGGACACCGACACCGCGAGUGAUCUGGAUCAAGAACGAGAUUCCCAUCCCCAUUACGGGGUCUCGAAUUUCCAUUGUCGAUGAGGAGAACAUCUCCAUCACGGGAAGUUAG